This is a messenger RNA of Cuscuta campestris, 1422 nucleotides long. The record is from the annotation of a GenBank genome assembly. NCBI's taxonomy places the organism in Eukaryota, Viridiplantae, Streptophyta, Magnoliopsida, Solanales, Convolvulaceae.
AUCAUCCCUCCUUCCAGGCCUAGCGUUUGAUUUUAUUCGACUUGGUUAAAUUUUCAAUCGGAACCCAAUCAAUUAUCGCUUGAUUUACUGUUCGCAAGAAACACUGUCGAUCUUUCACAUGGCGGCGGCUGCGGGAGACCGCCCGAGCGCAAGGCAAAUCUUAUGCGACGCUAGUGCGGGUGCCUCGGCUGGUGCUAUAGCUGCUACAUUUGUUUGUCCUCUGGAUGUCAUCAAGACGAGACUGCAAGUCCAUGGUCUGCCUGAGGUUGCCCAAUCUGGCCGUAGAGGGAGUGUCAUCAUCACCAGCUUGCAACACAUACUAAGAACCGAAGGCGUUAGGGGACUUUAUCGUGGCCUUUCACCAACAUUGGUGGCCCUGCUUCCUAAUUGGGCAGUUUACUUUACAGUUUAUGGGCACCUCAAAGGAUUACUGCAAUCACAGACAAAUACUAGCGCUCAACUCUCCAUUGGUGCGAAUAUGAUAGCCGCUUCAGGGGCUGGAGCUGCAACAGCAAUUGCAACAAAUCCACUGUGGGUUGUUAAAACAAGACUACAAACACAGGGAAUGAGAGAGGGGGUUGUUCCUUAUAAAAGUGUAGCAUCUGCUUUAAAAAGAAUCGUAACUGAAGAGGGAGUAAGAGGAUUGUACAGUGGCAUCCUUCCUUCUUUGGCCGGGAUAAGUCAUGUUGCUAUUCAAUUUCCUGCAUAUGAGCAGAUCAAGUUUUAUAUUGCCAAAAGGGAGAACAAGAGUACCAGCAAUCUAGGACCUGGAGAAAUUGCGAUCGCCUCCUCAUUAGCAAAAAUAGCUGCCUCUGUGAUGACUUACCCGCAUGAGGUUGUGCGUUCCAGGCUCCAAGAGCAAGGACAAGUAAGAAACUCUGCAAGACAGUACAACGGAGUUUUCGAUUGCAUCAAAUUGGUGUUGAGAAAAGAAGGGCCCGCCGGGUUCUACCGUGGAUGUGCGACUAAUCUUUUGAGGACGACCCCAUCUGCAGUAAUUACAUUUACCAGUUACGAAAUAAUACACAGGUUUUUAGUGCAGCGAUGCAUCUCCAAAGAAGGAUCGUUCGAAAGCUAAACCCAAUCCAAGUGGUGGUUAUAUGCCUGCAUAGUGGACUAGCUGAAAUGACAAGAAAAAACAAUGCAUGUGGUACCCAAAAUUUAGAGAGUACAUUUAGAAAGAAAACUUUUGUUAUUCCUUUUGGAAAGUUCAGAUAAUCUAGCAACUAGACUGACAUUGAUUAAGAUCUGUAUGGUUUUGUCAUGGCUAACAUUUUCCAUAAAUAGACUAUUCCCCGUGCUUGAGGUUCAUUCUCAUAAUGCAAUUUUGAGCAUUCCAAAUGUAACAUGAAUGGCACCAAUCUUUUGAUGUGGAUUUGCAAUCACUUUUUCAUUUUUCUUUGUAUGGCACUUUGUCAUCGG